CUGAAUUUGCUUUCGAAAUAGCUUCACACUAUCCAGGGAUACAUAUAAGUAAAAGAGCAAGCACAUUUUUUUGAAAAUUAUUAUCGUAAAAAUAAAUAGCCAUUUAGAUCUCGAUGGUCAGGUUUAAAUUCAGACAAAAUUUUCUCGAAUGUGAGUUUAAUUACAAUUAGGAAAAAUUUGAUUAUAAGGAUACUUGUGCUAUUCGAAAAAACGAACUUUACAAAAUUCAUCAGAGGUGGAACGAAUAAUCUACAUAUCUUAGGAUGAGUUUAAUAAUAAUUUGAUUACGACGCCCUGUAAGCAUAAGAAUAAAUGCUGAUGUAAAAGGAAUAUAUAAAAAAACUGCAUAAGUUGAUAGAUUAUAGAGGUUAGCACAUGCUCAAUUUUGACAUUUAUGUGCUCAGGUUAUACUAAAAAAGUUAAACAAGUUGUUGAUAAACAAAAGAUAGAACCAUCAACACAAUCGCAAAAUUCAACUACAGUCCUCACAGGGAAUUAUUUGCAAC
Messenger RNA from Paramecium octaurelia, 506 nucleotides. Lineage: Eukaryota; Ciliophora; Oligohymenophorea; Peniculida; Parameciidae. The record is from the annotation of a GenBank genome assembly.